AUGUAUAAUACCCAAACUGAGUUUGUAAUCGAAAAUGUUUGGUAUUUUGUUUUGGUAGUGAUAUUAACUAUAGUCAUAGCAAUAUCAGGAGAUAUUAUCGAAAAUUCUGGAUACAAAAUAAUUAAAUUAUUGCACAUGUUGCAACUAACUAUUGAAGACGAAUUUCUGAAGCAGCAGUUAAGUGAAUUUUCUGUUUUGGUUGUAGAACUCAGGCCAUCUUUAUCAGUGUGUGGAUAUUUAGAUGUAAACAGAAGGCUGUUACCAAUGUUGAUGUCCAGUUUUACGGCUUAUGUAAUCAUACUGAUUCAGUUAAAGCAAUAA
Messenger RNA from Psylliodes chrysocephalus, 321 nucleotides. The record is from the annotation of a GenBank genome assembly. NCBI's taxonomy places the organism in Eukaryota, Metazoa, Arthropoda, Insecta, Coleoptera, Chrysomelidae.